This is a messenger RNA of Scatophagus argus, 2174 nucleotides long. It is a transcript of the gene setd4, whose product is annotated as SET domain containing 4. Gene Ontology annotation, molecular function: histone H3K36 methyltransferase activity; transcription coactivator activity; histone H3K4 methyltransferase activity. The record is from RefSeq and is a predicted model, not a curated record. Bases 173 to 1543 code for a protein of 456 amino acids. Gene Ontology annotation, biological process: positive regulation of transcription by RNA polymerase II; peptidyl-lysine monomethylation; peptidyl-lysine dimethylation. The transcript is spliced from 14 exons. NCBI's taxonomy places the organism in Eukaryota, Metazoa, Chordata, Actinopteri, Scatophagidae.
CCCGGAAUGAAAAGAGGAGGAAAGCCGGAGGCUGACGGCGCAGCCAGUGUGCGCAUACCCGGAAAAACAACGUAAACCACAUGGGUUUGAAACGUACAGGGAUCCACCGCGAAGGGUCACUUUCUCAUCCACAUGAGAGUCAUAUCCAGGUGUCACCGCACCGGGUGGGGUCAUGAGGAAGGGUCGCAGCCGUCGGGCUGGAAGAACUGCGAGGAACAGGAGGCAGAAACAAGAGAGCAUCGUGCAGUCAGUCUCUCUGAGUCACCAGCUGCAGUAUGUGAGGCUGAUGAAGUUUCUCCACCAACGGGGAUUCACGUCAACGCUGCUGCAGCCAGUCCUCUUCACCGACACGGGCAGAGGACUGCAAGCUCUCAAGACCAUAAAACCCGGCCAGCUGCUCAUCUCUCUGCCAGAGUCGUGUCUGCUCACGACCUCGACUGUCCUGGACGGCUACCUGGGACCGUAUGUCGAGAGGUGGAAGCCCCGCCUCUCCCCCCUCUUGGUGCUUUGUGUCUUCCUGGUGUGCGAGCGUCACAGAGGAGACGCCUCUGAUUGGUUCCCCUACAUCGACGCGUUGCCCACCUCUUACACCUGCCCCGCCUAUUUCACAGAUGAGGUCAUGGCCGUCCUGCCCGCUGGUGUGCGCAGACGGGCUUUAGAGCAGAGGGAGGCGGUGCGAGAAAUCCACUCUUUGAAUCAAGACUUUUUCAGAUCCCUGCAGCCAGUCCUGAGUCAGCCUGUGGAGGAGGUGCUGACAUAUGAAGCACUGAGGUGGGCGUGGUGCAGUGUCAACACGCGCUCUGUCUUCAUGUCCCAUCCAUCCAACAAUUUCCUGUUUGGACAGAAUGUCUAUGCAUUAGCUCCCUUCCUGGACCUGCUCAAUCACCGCCCUGAUGUGCAGGUUAAAGCAAGUUUCAAUGACGUGACGAGAUGCUAUGAAAUCAGGAGCGUGUGUGGGACACUUCGCUACCAGCAGGCCUUCAUUAACUACGGUUCCCACGACAACCAGCGCCUGAUGCUGGAGUACGGCUUUGUGGCCCCCUGCAACCCCCACAGCGUGGUCUACGUGGAGACAGUUUGUCCCUCAGAUCUCCUGGCUGACAUUUUAAGAGGCGACAGGAGUUUGGAUCAGAAGAUCAAGUUUCUCAGAGAGAACGAUUUCCUUCAUAAUCUCACUGUGUCCUGUGAGGGUCCCAGUUGGAGGCUGAUGACGGCUCUCAGGGUGUUGUCGCUGCCACAGACACUGUAUCACCACUGGAGGGCAGUGCUGCUCGGCCAGGAGGUGUGUGAGGCGAGAGAGGAGUGGAGCAUCCACACAGCAAAGACUCUCUGUCAGAGACUACUACAAGACACACACUCAGCUCUGGAUAAGAUCUCCCACCUGCUCCAGCGGUGUGACCAGUCAGUCAGGGAGCAGCUCGAUGUGGCCAGGUCACUGCGACAGGAAGAGAGGUGCAUCCUGGGAAGCUGUCUUGAGGCACUGGAAGGCACGCCCAGACAACCACAUGAACCGUUGCCAUGCCAAUCUGAUGUCGACAGCUGAGAGCUGACAUCCGAUUGGUGCUCUGCCUUAUCGGUUGCAGUAGAAGUGAGAUUAUGGACUGAAGUGGUGUUGCUGGACAUCCUCCUUCUUCCCGCUCUGUUUGUAGACCAGUGACGCCGACAAAAGCAGCAGGAUUGGUGGCCACAGGUUUGGUUCCGGGUGUGCUGAAAGAGUAUCUGCCCUGCUUUAACAGCUCUCAUCACCACCAAGUCAGAGUCCAACACAGAGUCUGCUAAAAUGACCGCAGACCAGAGGAUCUCUAAGUGGAAGCUCAAAGUGCAGCUGGGCCCUCGAAGCGCAGGCGUCACUCAGCGUGUGGCAGCAGGUUGAUCGUGAUGUCCACUUUUAUUUGUGUCUCAGUGUCUUGGUCAGAGUUGAACAACCGCCUUGGCCUUCUGGUGACGCUGGACCGUCUCCAUGGCGACUGUGGCUUCAUAGAGAGGGACCGCCUCCUCAGGCUGAGGUCUGCAGAGACGGAUUGAAAACCAGACCAACCCGUGACACAACAGAUUGCAUUUGAUCAAGUCAAACUCCACCGUGUGUGUCUGGAGAGCGACGGGCUGCAGUUCUUUAAUCUGUGCUUUCACGGUUGUGGUGGAGUGAAUGAAGUAAAAAUGUCCGUGUUUUUGGA